Molecule: messenger RNA, 1863 nt
Organism: Labeo rohita (rohu)
Lineage: Eukaryota; Metazoa; Chordata; Actinopteri; Cypriniformes; Cyprinidae
Gene: car15
Product: carbonic anhydrase 15
Exons: 8
Coding region: 156-1115 (319 amino acids)
Cellular component (GO): plasma membrane
Molecular function (GO): zinc ion binding; carbonate dehydratase activity
Source: RefSeq, a predicted model, not a curated record
CAGCGACAUGCUCAAAUGAGCACAGUCAGAGACAAAAAAAACCUGACAUCCUACCUCCGUUCAAGAAGAUCACUAUUUAAACCCGCGUUUGCUCCGCGGUUUGCAUUUUUUGGGGUGCAAGACCGGUGGGAACAUUUAUUGAUUUUAAGGGCACGAUGUUACCUCUGAUGCUGAUGUUAUCCGUGGUUUCAUUGGCACACAGUGAUGAUGAUUUCUGUUAUGAUGAAAAGCACUGUGAUCCAUAUGCAUGGGGAGACAACUACCCCUCCUGCCAUCCCCUUCUGGAGAGCCAUCACUCUCCCAUCAACCUGGACCAUCAGCUGAUGAAGAACCAAUCUUUAGACUCUCUGCACCUGGAGGGUUUUAAUUUGACUCAUAAAGGUCAAUGGUGGCUGACAAACCAGGGUCACUCUAUUGUGCUGGAGGUGGGUAACGGUAUGCAGGUGAGUGGUGGAGGGCUUCCUGGGACUUACCGCACCAUCCAGCUGCAUUUUCAUUGGGGAAGUGCAUCUUCAAACGGAUCUGAACACACCCUGGACCAUCUGAGAUUUCCUAUGGAGAUGCACAUAGUCAACAUCAAAUCCACACAUCCAAAUCUGACAUCCGCGCUUGAAGACCCAACUGGCCUUGCUGUGCUUGGAGUCUUUGUUGAUGUGACAUAUUUGCACAAUGAAAACUUCCAGUCCAUCUCAAAUGUGCUGCCUUCUGUCGCCAACAAAGGACAAACAAAAUCGAUCAGACCAUUUCCUUUGAUGAACCUGUUACCUCAAAACAACCUAACGCAGUAUUACCGUUAUCACGGCAGCCUCACAACACCGCCCUGUUCACAGGUGGUUUUAUGGACUGUGUAUGAAGUGCCCAUCUAUAUCUCAUGGGCUCAGUUAGAGCUGUUUGUAUACGGGAUAUAUUCCACAGAGGAAGAAGCCGAUAUACAGGUCCCCUUGCAGAACAACUACAGACACAUCCAUCCAACCUACGGCCGGCCUGUGUACGCGUCCAAAGAUGCUAAGCUUCUCACCAAUGGAGUUUCUCAUCUUGCCAUUUCAAAUCUUUUUAAUAUUCUUUUAUUUAUUGGAUUUUUAAACAUUUUGCAUAUUGCAGAACGACAGUAUUAAACGUCCAAUUCAAAUACUGUGUCAUAAACUACUCAGAAAGCAUCACUAUCUGGUCUAAAGACCUGUUCACACCAAGAGUUAUGUCUUCAGCCCCUUUAAAUGCUCUGGCUGUUUAAAGUCAGGUGAAUUCUGAUUGGCUGUCAAUGAAUUUACAGUUCAUCAACUAAAAAAAAAAAAAGGGGUUGAAACUGUUACAACCAUAUAGUUUCUCAGUGUCAUUAUCAUUAUAGCUGCAGUGUGGACUUACCUAUUCUCAUAAAAAUUUUAAAAUAGUAUAAUUAUUAGUUAACUUUCAAAAACAAAAACUAUAACAGCGAUCACAACACCACACAAUUAUAUGGAAGCCUGUUUUCACCACUGAAUAACAAAUUAAAAAUGCUAUUGCAUCUUUAAUGCAAUUCUAACUUUUUUCUCAUAAUUGCGUGAUACAAACUUGCAGUUGCGAGUUAUAAAGUCAGAAUUGCAAGAUAUAACGUCAAAUUCUGAAUUUUUUUUCAGAAAUGUGAUAUAAAGUCACAAUUUGUGAGAGACAGAAUUGUGAGAUAAAAACUUGUAAUUACACCUUUUUUCUCACAAUUGUGUGUUUAUAUCUUGCAUAAAUAAAAAAAUGCUAUUGUGACUUUUUCUCGCAAUUUCGACUUAUUUCUCAUAAUUGCGCGAUACAAACUUGUAAUUGCGAGUUAUGAAGUCAGAAUUGCGAGAAAUAACAUCAAAAUUCUGACGUUUUUUUCCCCCCAAAGUUGAUAUA